Cuscuta campestris is the source of this 2367-nucleotide messenger RNA. The record is from the annotation of a GenBank genome assembly. NCBI's taxonomy places the organism in Eukaryota, Viridiplantae, Streptophyta, Magnoliopsida, Solanales, Convolvulaceae.
CGUUUCCUCUUCCCCAGAAACCAUCAUUGCUAAUUAUAAUGUCUGCCAGGUGUCAUUUUUCUAGUGGUCCUCCGGGGCAGCAUGUUGCCUUUAUAAACCGAGGUCCCCCCCCCCCCCCGUAUUUAUCACUUGCAUUUCAUUUCUUAAAAAACUGCCCGGUCGAACAAGCUUUUACCAGUCCUCCGAGUCCCAAGUAAGUCCUUUUUCCUUUUUUUGCCCUUAGCUUCCACCAUGUCUGAGAACGAGGAUAGCCAGAACGCUUCUGUUCAUUCUUACGGUUUUGGCACCCGGUCCCAUGCCUCUGGUUCCCAGUCUUCAUCUUCCCGUUCUGAGUCAAGCGAGCGCCCAGCUUCUCCUAAACAAGUGAAGCUGGUAGAUGCUGCCACUUCCGCCCCCUUCUUCUUCUGUGAUCCAGAAGUUGUGGCAGUGAACUGGGGAUUGCAGCGGCACAAGAAUCCCGCAAGGGCAAAGGCGACUGCUAGAAUAUGUGAGCGGCGGAAUCUGCCGGUCAAACCUGGCCCCUCCGAUGACCUGGCCAGAUGGGAAGCCUCACUCCGAGCCAGAGACACUUCCACCCGCGCUCCCUUUUGCGUGGGGAAGUGGAGUGUCUACCUUGGGCCGGCGUUUGAUCCUGAGGCCAUAAUCGUCCAGGAAGACGAGAUCUCGGAGGUGAGCACCACCGCAUCAAUGCCCGUGUUUUUUAAGCCAAGAAAGGGCUUCCCUACAAGGCACAACUUCAGCCAUAAAGGAAUCAAAAUCACUAUGUGUAACACCAUGAAUUGGAGCCUUGAAAAAACCAUUGAGUGUGAAAAGAGUAGGCCCAAAACUCGUAAGCUUCGAACGAGGAAAGAGAGAAGCAUCCACUGAACACUUCAAAGGUGAAUGAUUUGAUGCUUCAAUGAUAAGGGGACAACGACAUCAUGAUUCCAAAGGGCAUCGUUCUGAUUCCUCCACAAACACCAUAUCGCCCAAGCAAUCCGCUGGAGAUCCGUUGUGGAAGCUGUAACCAGAAUCUGCUGGAACCACGGAGGAAAACCAGUGGCGGACGACCGAUUCCCCCCAACACUAGAAGCUGCCAACAGAAUUAGCAAAGGGGCAAGAGAGAAAAAUGUGUUCAAUCGUUUCCUCCGUAAAACCACAUACUGGACAAAGAGAGAUCAACUCCAAACCUUUCGAAAUAAGGGCGCACGAUGUUGGGAGAAUCCCACGAAUCGCUCGCCAAAGACAAACCCGGACUUUUGGUGCAACAUGAAUUUUCCAAAGUCUUCUCCAACAAAAAAAGGAUGGAUCUGCCGAAGCUUCCCCCAUGACUUUUAGAUAGCCAUCUCUAACUGUGUACUCACCCCGAACUCCCCCCUUCCAGAAGCAAGUAUCAUCUGAGUGGAUGUUGUUUUAGAAAUUCAACCAACAAAAAAAAAGGAAGAAUAGGAGAAGUCGGCAUUGGAUAGAAGAUAAGAUGAAGAAUGUUGAAUAGGAACAAUGGAGAAUGAAAAUGGUAGCAGAAGGAGAAAACCGCAGGGGCGCCCCCGCUCGACUCUGACCUCCCAAUGUUCUCCUUGUCCACCUCCGCUGGUCUUCAAAUCACCAAUUCACCGUUCAUAGCCCAGGUAUACUGUUUUGCUUUCAAUUUUGAUUCCCCUCCUUGAAAAAAAAACCUAAUUCUAUGAGUAUUUAUAUUUAGCAUGCCGGGGAGCAUCCCACAUGCCCUUGCCAUGUAAUCAAAAUGACAUCUUCACUGUUUUUGCAGGGUAAGACUUCUUCCAUUUUGACCUUCAAAAUCCAACAUUUUGAGAUUAUAUUGAGUUGUUCUUGUUGGCUUUUCAAAGCAUUUCAUUUGGACUUUAGCCUAAACCCAUUCUCUUCUUAAAAUUCUUCAUGAGUAUGCAGUGUUUUUUUUCCUUUUAGCUUUGGCUUCCAUUAUGGAUUUCUCUCUGAGCCCAGCCUUCUAAUUGGACAACUAAAGGUCUUUCUAUGGAUUUCUAUUCUUGACGCCUCCUUUAUCUUGAUGCUGUAUUUUUAUAUGACUGAACUUUUUUAGUGGUGUUUAUUUUCUAUAUGUUCAUCCAUUUGAGAAGUUCACUUUCUUCCUCAUGUAGUAAUUUUAUUUUCUAUGUUUCACACUCUGUUGGUCCUAUGCAAUGUACCUUAUAAUGUUUUGCUUUAUUUUAUGUUUGUUUAUCAUUUGGGCCAUUGCAACCUUGACUAACCAGAAGGACUUCAGUGUCUAGCCUAUGCUUCACUCAAUGAUUCAUUUCUCUUGUGGAGACAUUUACACUAUGUUUGGUUCAAGACAUUUGGAAGGAAAAGAAAAGAAAACAAUUUUCUCUUAUUUUCCUCACCAAAGUACCAAAGUGGGAGGAAUUAGGU